CGAGUUAAAGGUAGCAACGACCAACCAUGCGCACAGCAGUGUGAUCUUGAGCGCAUCCACCCCGGAGAAAGUAGCAUCAACGGACGCCCGUAAAUUGUUUUUACAAACAGCGAAUCCGCCACGGAUACCUGACUUGGAUGAUCCACAUUUCCGCCGCGUACUUCUGCGUAAGCUUUGAUCAAACGUGGUAGCCGUAAAGAAAAUGAAACUGGUAUGGUUCGUAGUUUUUGUGGGUCUUGCUGCUUCGGUAGUGCAAGGCACCGAGAAUGAAAGUGAUCAGUAUUCGAAUUCCACAAGAAUUGUCAACAGAAGAAAACGGUACCUGAUUUUCCGAGAUAUUUCCAGAGGAUUUGCUCGUGUGAACGUUAAAGACAGAAUGAUUGACUCGACAAACAUUUGGGCGCAAGGUGCUGGAUUUCGUUGGAAUAUCGAGUAUAACAAUCCUCCAGGCCUUAAAAUCACCAAAAGAGACAUCCAUAAAACUCUCGGAGAGAUGAUUCAAAUUCAUGAUUUUGAUGGACGAGCUUGUAUUUUACGAACCAUUUGCGAAUUGUCCAACAACAUGACACCCAACAGUGGAAUCAUUUUCAAACUGUUCAAAAGGAUUUUCUCACCCCCACCAGCAACUGAUGAUACUUCCAACGGUUCCAGCAGUUUACCUCAGGGUGAUGAAAUCUACUUCCCGUACCUCACGUCGAAUGACUGCGCAGAGCUAGACCGGCACUGUCCAAUAUCCCAGCUAGAGAUACUAGACACGGACAACGCCGUGUAAAUCCUCGAAGCGAAAAUCAAGUGAUUCUUGUUUGCACUACUUGGCGUCGAGUUCCGGUUCUUCAGCGUUCAGCAGUAUCAUUUAUCAAUUUACUCUAUUUGCUCCGGCAAAACCCUCUGACGAAGAUAUAAAAUAUCACUUUCCCACAUCGCUUGCGAUAGCACCAUUAGUUAACAGCAGGCACGCCGAUGCGAUGGGAUAGGAGAACAACUCAUUGUAGGGAGUGGUUCAACAGCUUGUCGAUAGCACCGAAACGGAAACAGGUGAAUGAUGAUCCGUCUUCCGAAGCUUCGUUCCAUCGCAGGAUGAGAGCUUCCGUUCAGUAUCGAUAAUGUUGUGUCUCAUCGUUUUACUAGAUUUAUACUGUCCAUUGUAAUGAUAAGAUGCGUUUAUGUAUAUAUUUUCUUAAAUACAGUUUAAGUUUUUGUUGAGUUUUACUUCAUGUAAUUACAACAUUGAACCAUCUAUGUGUGGUUCUGAAAAUGGAAAGAAUUCUGAGGGGUAUAUUCAUUGCAGUAAUUUCUAUAUUUUUUUCAUUUCCUUUUGACUUCAU
Messenger RNA from Aedes albopictus (Asian tiger mosquito), 1325 nucleotides. RefSeq lists its product as uncharacterized. The coding region runs from base 203 to 772 and encodes 189 amino acids. The transcript is spliced from 4 exons. The record is from RefSeq and is a predicted model, not a curated record. Lineage: Eukaryota; Metazoa; Arthropoda; Insecta; Diptera; Culicidae.